Drosophila suzukii is the source of this 1038-nucleotide messenger RNA. The record is from RefSeq and is a predicted model, not a curated record. Lineage: Eukaryota; Metazoa; Arthropoda; Insecta; Diptera; Drosophilidae.
UCGACUUUGGAAAUCAGCCUCGAACGUUUCGAGAUUUCCCAGCGAGUCUGAUUAGUGUGUGGAGCUGCUGGCAUAUGGUUUCUGUUUCUAUCUGACUUGGUCUCAUCCCCCGUGCGUGUGGCUGUGCUUAGUGUGUGUAUUUUUAAAAGUAAUUUAAUACAAUAAAAAAUCGUCGGCGUUGCAGAUUUUUCUUUGUCUAUUUGCCAACUUCGUGUGACCCCCGAAACGAAAGUGCGACUCGACGUGCGGUAAGGCAGCGAUCCAGCUAACAUUCAGGUCAUAUCAAUACAACUUAAUCCUCACCCACGAAAAAAAAAACACCAUGAGCUGGCAAGAUUAUGUGGACAACCAACUUCUGGCCUCGCAGUGCGUGACCAAGGCGUGCAUCGCCGGCCACGAUGGAAACAUAUGGGCGCAGUCUAAUGGUUUCGAGGUGACAAAAGAGGAACUUUCCAAACUAAUCAGCGGAUUCGACCAGCAGGACGGGCUGACUAGCAACGGCGUAACACUCGCCGGCCAACGGUACAUUUACCUCUCCGGCACGGACCGCGUGGUACGCGCUAAGCUCGGCCGGAGCGGAGUGCACUGCAUGAAGACAACACAAGCCGUGAUUGUUUCUAUCUAUGAAGAUCCUGUACAGCCCCAACAGGCCGCGUCCGUCGUAGAGAAACUUGGAGAUUAUCUGAUUACUUGCGGGUACUAGGACCAUAAAUCAACACAUACACCCCCAUCAACCACAACACACACAGCAACAACUAUAACAACAGGAAAAAAAUUGAUAAGAGAAAACCGUAAAUGAACUAACAUAAAAAGUAAUUAAUAAUAUUUACAUUUAUGGAAAAAAACCGACGGCCAAUAAAGCACUUGAGGUUUUUUGUGUGUACAAGAAGAAAUGGAACGAGUUAAAAUGCAUAUACUUAAAAUUGUCAAAAACGCAAAUAGUUACUGAACUACAACAAAAAUAUAAAUUUCUGCAUUAUUAUAUUUAAAAUUUUUUGGUUUAUACGAUACAAAUAAAAGGAAAACACAACUAUAAAA